Messenger RNA from Athene cunicularia (burrowing owl), 3160 nucleotides. RefSeq names its product glycerol kinase 5 (gene GK5). Bases 1834 to 3147 code for a protein of 437 amino acids. The record is from RefSeq and is a predicted model, not a curated record. Gene Ontology annotation, cellular component: mitochondrion. Gene Ontology annotation, biological process: glycerol metabolic process; glycerol-3-phosphate biosynthetic process; triglyceride metabolic process. Gene Ontology annotation, molecular function: glycerol kinase activity. The transcript is spliced from 16 exons. Lineage: Eukaryota; Metazoa; Chordata; Aves; Strigiformes; Strigidae.
UCAUAGUUCCUUAAGAGACAUCCAGAGAAUGAUGGACAUUAUCUUGUAUAUACAUAUUGCACAUCUCCAGACGUAGACAUUACUUAGGAUAGGUUAAAAGUAUGGGCAAAUAAUGAAACAUUUAACAGAAUAAGUACACCAAUUUUCACUUCACUUGCUUUGGUACAUAAAUUCUUGGCUUAAAAUUUGAUUGUCCUAAAGUCCACCUCAUUCAACCUGUCAAAGGUUACUUCUGUUGUAAAGUUGGCAGAAAGGAAGGACUGCUUGUGCCUCAGGCACUAUGCAAAACCUCCUGUAUGUGGGCACAGUUUUGAUGUGCAGUUCUCUAGUGAAAACACUGUCUUAACCAGUGUCUUACUACUUGUUCCCACUGGAUUGUUCCAAACUGUUUGUAUUGCCACGUUAUAAACCAUAUCAAGGAAUUAAUCUGAUUCAAACUCUUUCCCCCAUGUUAUUUUUCAGCUUGAUAGUUCGCCGUGGCACCACAAGAACAGCUGUGUUGGUACAACAGUUCGCAGUGUGAGGGCGGGAUGAUUUAGCAAGAGUGGAACUGCUUAAGAAACAUCCCAUCGCUGCUUAAAACUCAAAUCACCCACGAAGCUAACAUGCUAUUUAACUGAUGUCACUGUAUGUGGUUCUGUCUGUUGCCUUCAAGGAGUGUGGUAAAUUCUGGCAGUAGUACAGGAGGAACUGCUGAGAGUGGUCAUAUGGUAAAUUAUUGCCACAAAAUUUGCAAAAAGGUCAUAGAUUUCGUUUUAGGCCAUCUGUUUCCAGGCAAGGCUCAAUGAAUGAUGCAUGUGGGUUGCACCGACCCAUGGAGCAACAGAAAUUAGUGGGCUUUUUCUUACUUAAAUGCAAACUGACUAAGGACCCUAACAUCGGUGCUUUCGUAAUGUUAAAACUUUUUUAAAUGGUAGAGCUAAGGAAGUCGGUAAAAUGGUAAACAAGAGUUUGAGGCAGCACAGUGGUAGAUGCAUCUUGACAAAAUACAGCUAAAGAAGGGAAGUUAAAGAGAAAAAACAUGCAUUACAAGGUUGGGGUCUUGCUGUCCUAGAUUCGAGUAGCUGGAAUCCUAUUAGCAUGGCCAGUGGCAAGUUUGAUUAAUGCUGGAAGCCUGGGGUGAGUGAAGAGUAUUCUGUGUAUCAGUCAUACAACAGAAAUGUACCUGAGAAUACCUUUAUUUACAAGAAAAAAUAAGUUGUGUGUUCCAAAUACAGUUUACUUAAUAAUUUGGAAAUUUUAAUUAAUAAUCUUGUUGUAGAAAAUGUCAAGAUGAUGUUUUCUUUCGAGUAAUUAGGCCUGCUGGAUCUGUAGCACUCCCAUCUCCCAAGGCCUAUUUUAACCUGGCUAGCUGGGGCAAACCCCUCUUGCUUGGCGUCCUCUAAAGUGUACUUAUUGCUGUCUGAAGCAUGCUGAGCGUUAUGACAUUGCUUACAAAUAUUCAAUAUCAGUUACUCAUGGUGGGGUUUUGCCAUCGCUGCGAGUGAUGGAGGAUCCUCUUGUCCCUGAUGUUCUGCCAUUUGGUUGGUUUUACUUAAUAACUCUUUCCUUUGCUACAGCAUUGGACAGGUCCCUGGAGUGCCUUCACUCCUUCAUUUGGUUUGAUAUUCCAGUGAAAGAUAAGACCAGUCACGCUUUCCAGAGACCAAAGAAACUGAGGAUUUCAGCAGAGAAGUUGCAGAAGUAUGGGACAUAGCUGCUGCAGUAAUUGGUAUGUGACCCCAGGUGGAAUCACUUUAUCCUCAUCCUGGCUGGGUUGAAUUAGAUCCUGAAGUGCUGUGGAGUCAGUUUGUUGGUGUGAUAAAAGAAGCUGUACAAGCUGCAGGACUUCACAUGAGGCAAAUUGCUGGUCUUGGUAUCUCAACGCAGAGAGCAACUUUUAUUACAUGGCACAAGAGGACAGGGAAACCUUUCCAUAAUUUCAUAAGUUGGCAAGACUUAAGAAGUGCUGAACUUGUGAAUUCCUGGAAUAAGUCCCUUCUGCUGAAGGUAAUCCAUGUUAUUUUUACAGUGCUUCAUUUCUUGACUGGGAAUGAUCGAUAUUUGGCACCAAGUUUUCUUACUUUUUCAACACAACAGACUUCUAUGAAGUUGUCAUGGGUUUUUAAAAACAUACAUGAGGCUGAAGAAGCUGCCAAAAAAAAUAACUGCUGCUUUGGAACAGUUGACACAUGGUUACUGUAUAGAUUGACUAAAGGCUCUGUGUAUGCUACGGAUUACUCAAAUGCCAGUGCUACAGGCAUUUUUGAACCCUUUACGAAAUGUUGGAAUCCCACUUUGUGUAAUUUACUUUCUAUUCCAAUGUCUAUUUAUCCUUCGGUGAAAGACACAAGCUUCAACUUCGGAUCAGCUGACUCUGAAAUAUUUGGAGCACCUAUUCCAAUAAUGGCAAUGGUAGCUGAUCAGCAGUCAGCAAUGUUUGGAGAAUGCUGCUUUCACCCAGGAGAUGUUAAACUGACAAUGGGAACUGGUGGUUUCUGGAAUGUGAAUACAGGAGGACAUCUCUUUGCAUCACAGAGUGGUCUGUACCCACUGAUUGGUUGGAAGAUUGGGGAAGAAGUUGUUUACUUAACUGAAGGGUGUAUGUCAGACAUUGGCACCGCCAUAAAAUGGGCUCAGGAUAUAAAUCUUUUCACCAAUGUAGAUGAAACAGCAAAAAUGGCACGGAGUAUUGUUGAUUCUCAAGGCGUUUGUUUUGUUCCAGGUUUUAAGGUUUCUGUGAAUGAUCCAGAUUUAUGUGCCUCUUUCAUGGGGCUGAAACCUUCCACUACCAGAAACCAUCUUGUACGAGCUAUAUUGGAAUCUAUAGCUUUCAGAAACAAACAGCUUUAUGAUAUCAUUGUGAAGAAGGUACGCAUUCCUCUGCAAACUAUUCGAGCUGAUGGAGGUGUCAGUAAUAAUAGUUUUGUCAUGCAGAUGACUUCAGAUUUAAUUAAUAAGAAAAUAGAAAAACCUGCAAAUGCAGACAUGUCUAGUCUUGGUGCAGCUUUUCUAGCAGGCCUUGCUUCAGGAUUUUGGACUGACAAAGAACAACUGAAGAAGCUAAGGCGAAUAGAAGCAGUUUUUGAGCCCAAGAAGGACUUAGAAGAAUACAGACCUGCUAUGGAUACCUGGCUACAAGCAACAAAACACUCCCUGCACUGGUAGAAAUUGGAAUUUU